Molecule: messenger RNA, 5928 nt
Organism: Uranotaenia lowii
Lineage: Eukaryota; Metazoa; Arthropoda; Insecta; Diptera; Culicidae
Product: piezo-type mechanosensitive ion channel component-like
Exons: 22
Coding region: 472-5655 (1727 amino acids)
Source: RefSeq, a predicted model, not a curated record
AUAGUUCACCGUUUUUAUUUUCAGAUAUCAAAUCGACAAAUAUGAGUCAGAAUCUGUUGUUGGAUUACUGUGUGAACGAUACUUGAGAAUACAAAAAAUAAAUCUUUCAGUGACGGUGCGCGCAAAAUCUCGAAUAAGUGCUUGUGAAUUAUUAGCAAUACGAUAGUUUUUAAAAUUGGGUCAAUCAGUAGUGUUAAUUGAAUGCUGCAGUAACGUAAAGUGUCUUAGCAUUUGGAAUCGAAAGUGUCUUAUACAUACCUUUGAUAGGUGUUAUCAGCUUGUAGUAGUAGUACCUAGUAGGAAGAAGUAUUGUUUUUUUCGUUGGUGAUGCGUUUGAAUCAUCUAACCGACCGAAUAACAGUUACCGGCCAGCAGAAUCGAAUCAGCCAAAUGGAUUAACCUUAGCCGUUAAUUUUUACUCGUUUAACCCUCGUGCAAUCUGGUAUUCACUCGACAAAUUAGAAGCGCACGAUGGCCAACUACUUCAUCUGUUUGGUGAUUCAAAGAUUGAUACUACCGUUGAUUCUAGCAAUAUGUUGCCUGAUGAGACCGGUGGGACUGUCCCUUCCCUAUCUGCUCUUCCUUUUCGGUCUACCGUUUGUGCCAGUUGCCACGCCAAGGAGUAUCAAAGGCUCCACUGGAAUCUAUUUCAAACUGUAUAUUGUGAUCAGCAUAUUGCUGCUAGUGAGCCAGAUAGCCUUCCAGAUAGUGUUCUUAGCGCUCGGGUACGAGCUGAUCGAACCAUGCAAAUUUUUAGAGGUCUUGCUUCGCCACAUAGGGCUGGUGAGGUUCCAGGGUCUGGACGCGGCCAUGGUGGUCUAUUGGAUUUCGCCGGAGAUCAUCAUGAGUUUGGCGGCCGUCGUGGUGUACAUAGUGCUCAGGAGGUUGGUCGAGAGCAUUCCGGAUGCAGAUCAAGCACCCACGUCGCCCACCUCGCUGGAAGCACCGGAUGUGCUGCCAAUGCAUUGUGAUGCAUUCCCGAUAAGUCGAGAGAAAUUGGCAUUCCUAACGAAGCUAGGAGUGCUUUUGAGCGUUGGGAUGCUUUGCGUGGCAGCCGUUUUGCAGCCAUCCGUUCCCAGUGGGAUAUAUUUUGUAAUAUUUUUGGGCUCGGCUACAUGGUGGGCAUGCUACAAGGAGCUAGAUAGAGCAUUCGGUGUAGUUUUAAGGAUAACUUUGGCAUUUUUGAUUGUACAUAUAACGGGGCUGCUGGCGUAUCAAAACCCGUGGCCUCAACAGCUGCUUCCGCAAAACGACACUAUCGCUAGGAUACUUGCACUGACGCCCAUUUUGUCCUCGGCGUGUGAUAACGUAUCAGACAUUCGAUACGUCAACUUCGAUAGCGAACUGGGAUCUGAUUUCUACCUCAAUCCGGUUGUUCUAAUGAUCUGUUACUAUUGUAUAUCAAUAACUUCAUCGCUACUUAUGAAACCAAGAAUGACGGAGCAUGAACGCAAACAGCAGGAGCUUUUCUACAAUCUGGAAUCUGGCGUUCGGCUUCAGCGCCAGAUUUCGUUUCGCAUGCAACGCCGGAAUAUCCUUCGAAAAACGCUCACCAGCGACCGCUGGCGUGGAGCAGCACGCAAAGUAAAAAGCGAUUUAUCCAAGAGACGCCGAGAGGGAACAACUAGAGGGCGUAUUUUUCCCGUCAUUGCGCCAACGCUAUCUGCUUCCACGUCCGCUUCCGCCCCGGACGAGCGGACACCUCUGAUGCGUGGCGGAACUCGAAGGGUGCGAGAUGCUUCCGCAUCCGAUGCGCAAAAUGCAAUCCCACAAGACUCGAUCGCGAUGCAUGCCAUCGGUCGUAAAAAAUUUUCAGAAGAGGAUGAUUCGUCCAGCUUUUUUGAGCAGAUCAUGCUGGCCACCGGGAAUGUUGCCAACUUCAUCUACAAAAACAGCUACAUAUUCACCAAUGUCAUUAUGAUGACUUGGAGCAUCAUGUACCACAGCUGGUUGACAUUCGUGCUCUUGAUCUGGGCCAACCUCAUUUGGAUCAUGCCAAACCAACGGAAGAACAUGUUGAACUCCAGUCCAUUCCUAGUCAUCUAUGCCGAACUGUUACUGCUGGCUCAGUACGUUUACGGAAUGAAACUCACCGACGAUGAGCUGCCGUCCUCCGUUAAUAUCACCGGAAUAAAUCUGGCCCAAAUUGGGUUUAUCAAGUAUCGCGACUACCCUUGUCUACCGCUGCUAAUCAAAUCCUCAUUCACAACCAUGUUCUGGAUCUCGCUGCGGCAGAUGAUCCAGGAGAAGCAGAUGGAGCGGCGUACCUCCACGAUAGCGGAUAUGGCGGCGCCGUUGCAGGUGACGGUUGGAGCUGCGACGGCAGCUGGUUCCGGCCCCGGGCGGCCAUUGGAGAAAAAGUCCUCCGCUUUUAUCACCCGAACCGGAACUUUGAUCAAUUCGUUUUUGAUCAAAUUUUGGAUUUGGGUGGUGGCCAUCACGCUGUUUUUGUCCGGUAUGACCGGGAUACGCAUGACUGGAUUCCGGAUCGUUUACAUGGCCCUGUUCCUCAUCUUCGUCCUCACAUUCCAGUUCUCAUUCAAAGUCUGGCGCAAGAUGAUGUACGCAUUCUGGCUGACCGUCAUCGUGUACUCCAUGUCCAUCCUAGUGUUAGUCUAUACCUACCAGUUCGAUCAGUUCCCUCUCUAUUGGAGGGAAUAUCUCAAGAUUUCCGAUACAUUACAAAAAGAUAUCGGUCUGGAGCUAUACGAAACGAAACAACUUUUCCUGCAUCUCCUCAAUCCAACCAUGAUAGUCAUCAUCACCGUAAUUCAGCUUCACUAUUGCCAUAAAAAAUUCCUCGAAAUCUCAGAAAUACCAGUUAUUCAAGAAAGCGACAUCCCAGUGAUAUCGGAAACCAGUUCAGCGUACGGUACAUUUUCCAAGCGGAAAAAGCAUAGCAGUGCAACGGAUGCUCCACCCUUGGAAAGGGAUCCCGAAAACUCGGAGGAAACGUCUCGGUUGAAAGGAUCCAACAAGGAAGAGAUCCAGGAGAGAGUGAUCGCGGACAACACUUCGGAAAUUCUAGAGGAUCUGCGUUUCCGGAAGCUUUCGAAGCAAGAAAUCAAGGGUGUAGCUCAGAAGAUGUUUAACAUCGUUUCCAAACUGGCGGAGCUGUUUUGGUUGUUUGCCGAAAUUCAUUUGCUGAAGAUCAUCCUCAUCGUGGCGUUCUCACUGAGCGUGGAAACGAUAAGUUUUAUACAUUUGAUGUAUGUGCUCAUGACGGUAUUCGCGGUGAAAUCUCAUACCGGUUCGUUGGUUCUCAUUACGCGAAUAAUGUCGCUCAUUUCUGCGAUUUUGCUCAUCACCACUAUGAUCUAUCAGGUGGAUUAUAUCAAUGAAUCGAACUAUGAGAGCACGUGUCCCAACAUCGACGUCAACGAGACCCAUUGGGAUAUGAAUAAUGCCAAGUGGUUUGGAUUCCAGAAAACCUCGGGGGUUAACAGCUUAGCGGAUCUUUUGCGACCUUAUCUGAUCUACAUCAUAGUGGUUACGAUCCAUGCGGUUGUCGUGCUGCGUCAAACCAUCCGACGGCUACGGCUUGGACAAUCACCGAGAACUCCGCAUCUGAUGUUCCCAAAUAUCACCCGGGCGGAUGCGGACAAGGACAUCCCCCGUAUGAUCAAGUACCUGUUCAACUAUGGGUACUAUAAAUUCGGUGUAGAAAUCUCACUAGUAGCUUUGAUUAUCGUGACGGCGUGGAGGAUGGACAUCUUUUCCUGUUUCUACGCCAUUUGGAUAUGUUUCUUGUUUCAUAUGACGAGGGAAGGAUUGCGUAGGAUAUGGCGUGUCAUAACCUGGUUUGUUGUGGUGAUAAUCCCCUUCCAAUACGUGAUCUUUAUUGGGCUGCCUCCAAUCCUUUGUGUUGAUUAUCCAUGGGAUAUUGCCUUCUUAGACAGGUUCAGAAAAUGGGCCAUGCUUCCGGAGAAUACGGCAGAGUUUCGGGAGCAAGCUUCGAAAAUGGUAGCCGAUUUUCUGCUACUGAUGUUUUUGUGUCGUCAGACAUUGGUCUUCCGGAUCGAGAUAAGGUACGCAUCUUGUCCGGAUGACUUUGGCGGUGGCAGUAAUAAAUCUGCCUUGGAAGAUAUCGAUAAACUUGGGACGGUUCCGUUUAUCAAUCCUACUCCCGAUUUCAUAGCCAAAGUUCGGAACUGGCUAGAUGUGGUAAAGCGAGGAGUUUUCCUCGUGUUUUUCUGGUUCACUCUUGCAAUUGUGUUUUGGACCGGCUCCAGUCGAGUGACCCUUUUUUCGAUAGGAUAUCUGAUAGGGGCUUUCACAUUUUUAUGGCAAGGAACCGAUUUCUACCUGAGACCGAUUAAGUCUAUUCUGAAAACAUGGAAUGUUCUUAUCGCUUACAAUGUAUUCGUUAUAACAACGAAAACAUUGCUGCAGCUAGUUGGUUGCCUGUAUCUGCAGCAACUCACCGAGAGUACCUGUUGGUUGGUUCAGCUACUAGGGAUCUCUUGUCUAUCGGCAAGGGAAAAUGGAGAUGUGAUACCGGAUCCGGUUCAACCACCGGCACCGGAUCUUUCCCAGUGCAACGUCCCGUAUGAUGAUUCUGGCUUGUUCUGGGACGGAGUGUGUUUUGCCUUUUUGCUUUUGCAACGUCGGAUUUUCGCUAGUCAUUAUUUCUGCCACAUUAUCAACGAAACGAAAGCGAGCACAAUUUUAGCUUCGAGAGGGGCAGAGCUUAUCGAAGAACUUCGUAUUAAGGAGGUCAAACUAGAGGCCGAGCGAGAGAGUCAGAUUUUGCAGAAAAUCAAAAUGAAGAUGGAUCGUAUCAAGGCUACCCAGCAGAAAAUUUUGGAACCAGUUCAUGAACCAAGCACUCAUGCUAAAGAUACCCCUCGAAGACCGAGUCUGUGGCGCCGAAUUUCGGAGAACAGAGCAGCUGCGAUUCGUUCCGGCGAUUAUUACAUGUUCGAGGAUACCGAGCAUGAGUUCGAGCUGGAUCUGAUGCAACCACGGGAUUCGGACGAAGAAUUCGACAAGAAAAGUUCGGCGGAACGACGCUUGAGCAGACGGCAUCUAACACUAGGAAAGUUGAUAGCUAAGAUCAAGGAAACCAACGAACUGGACCCGGACCAGGAUCCGACGGAAGAAGGGGGUGAGUUUUCGUCUCCUACGACCGAAAGUGGCCUGGCCCACUCAUAUCCGCCGAGGUGCAGCUCUUCGCCUGGAAUGCUUCGACGCGCCUCAUUCAAUCGCGAUCACGACGACCGUUCCGAUCCGGAAGCAACCUCUACCCGGACCGGUAUCGUAGUGGCUCCGGACCGUUCUGCCAUCUCCGAACCACUUCCACCACGUCACACUCAUUUCGAUUCUGGAGGUAACAAAAGAAAACCUGCGGAAGACACCGACCAAGCGGAUGGCCAGAAGCCUAGCACCAGCAAGAAGCAACCGCGUGCACAAUCUUCCACCGAUGAGGAAGCUCGGCUGAUCAGCGAUGACGACGAAGAAGAGCACGAAACCGAAGAACAGGAAGAGGAGGAGGAACCCAAGAAAUCCAAACUAUCCUUCUCCGGUUUGAAUCUGGUGACAGCUUUCUUGGCGGGAGCUCUUGGAUCGCUUACACUGCGUCUUCAUCGGGUUUCCCGCAGCUACCGAUACGUUAUGAAAGUGUUGGCCAAAGAGAAGAAAAUUUUGAAGGCAUGAGUUACUCAUAAAUUUUGAGAAUGCUUUUUUUGACCAACUUCUAUUUCUUUAGGAAACACCUGGAUUUGGAGCAGGGAUGCGAACCGGGUCUAGUAUGGUAUGGACACCGAUUCAAGGCUCUCUACGAUCGGGAAGCCGGCUUCAUCAGGUCAGUGGUUUGGGUGCGGCUCUUGCAGUAAUGGCCCACAAGGAGCGUCAGGCUAAACAAGACAAAUCAACGGAAACCGUGGAGACUAUCGACAAACAGCUCGAAGAGGACGACUCCGAGGAAGA